Molecule: messenger RNA, 2094 nt
Organism: Tetrahymena thermophila SB210
Lineage: Eukaryota; Ciliophora; Oligohymenophorea; Hymenostomatida; Tetrahymenidae
Exons: 3
Source: RefSeq, a predicted model, not a curated record
AUGGCUGAUAGGAAAUUUUCGAUUCAUAGGAAAUCUUUAUAUAUUAACAGUCCUGUUAAUAAUUAGAAUUUUAUGAUACCUGCACAAAGAAAAAGUAUUCUAGAAAGUAUUAGCAAAAGACAUGAUAGCUGUGAAUUAAAAACAGGCUUAAUUUGUACUGAUAAUCAUAUGAAAGAGUCUAACCAUGAAGCUAACUAACCGAUAAUAUAAAGACUGAGUUAAUCUCAAAAUAAAGAUUAACUCAGCUCGAGCAUGAGCUUACAAACAUAAGAAGAUUUCUAAAAAGAAUAACACUAAUUAGCUUAACAAAAUUUAUCUUAAGAUAGUUUUUUGCCAAUUACUUCUACUAUUAACAAUAAUUUAGCUAGAGAAUAUGAUUUAUCCCAAAAAUAACACACUUAAUAGAUAAAACUAAGCUGCUAAUUUAGCUCACUCUAAAGCAGUCCUAGAAAGUCUAAUCUUUACAGACAAAUAAAUAACCAAUUGCUAUAAUAAACACUUAGCCCCAAGAAUAAAGAUGUUUAACAAAUUAAUUAUAACUAAACUCGCAUUAAGCAUCUCAAAAAAUAAGAAAUUAUGCGUUAUUAUGGACAAAUGUUUAAAGAAGUUUAGCUACUAAGACUUUAACCUCAAAUGCAAGAAAGAAAAAUGACAUAUUAAGCAUUUCAUUAAAAUGAUUAGCAAAAAUAAUAAAAUGAUUUUGAUAUCUUGAAGGCUAAUUCAGGGUAAAUUUAACAUGUAAAGAAAAAAUAGAAUAAAAGAGGAUUGAUGUAUACUAAUGAACUGUGGAGUGAACCUUAUUAUAUAAAAAUACUCAAAACCUCUUAGUUGGAUUAAAUAGAAAAUAAAAUUAAAACAGAAAAAAAAUAUCAAACAGUCUAAGAAAGUGUUAAUAAACUCGAUGAAUAUUUUAAAUCUCUUGCUGAUCCUUAAGAAGAUUAUUCGCGAUUCCAGGGAGUGUUUAGCAGAAAGAAAAUAUCAUUGAAAUAAGAUGAUCUACUUAAAAAUUACAUAAAAACUCAAGUGAAUUAUGAAAAUUAGCUGUAAACUUAGAGGAAAAUUGCAGACACUAUUAGCAACAAUCUUAAAAAACCUUAGUAAAAGAUUAAGCAUUAAGAAUCUAUUGUUGUUGAAUAAUAAAAUAGUUAAAUUGAAAUUCUAUAAGACAAAAAAUAAUUAAUGUUAUUUUAAGAUUGUUAAAAAGUUGAAGAAAGUCCAAGAAUGAAUUAAAUUACUUCAAUAAAUAAAUUUUUAAUUAAAAAUGACUUUAAAGAAGAAUAAAAUGAAGAUUUUUAAAAUAAUUAUGACAAUGAUUUUUAUAAUGAUUAAAAUUUAAGACAAAUUAAUAAAUUAGAAGUUAAACCUCAAUAAAAUUUGCAAAUAGCUAACUAGUAUUUUAAUUAGCCACAAGAAAAUAAAAAAAAGAUAAAAGAAUUUAAUUUAUAAUUAAAUAACACUAAUUUUUUUAAAUCUUAUGAGAAGAAAUUUAUUGAUGGAUCACAAUCAACAAGAAAUAGCAAUGAAAAAUAAAUGCCUUUAAAAAAAAUAGGAUUUGAAACAUCAAGAAACAAUUCUUUAGAGUAAUCAACAAAGUCUUCUCCAUAUUUUUAAAGCUUAAAAAAUAGUAGAACUAACUCCAUUUACACCACAUCUACAAAUAUGGAAAAAUUGGAAUUAAGCAGAAAAAACUCUGAAAAAAUAUUUUAAUAAACGAAUCCAGUUUAUUUUAAUUAAUGUAAAAGACUAUACACUGAGGGCUCUUUUCUCAGUCAAAAACAGUAAAUAUAACCAGAUAGCAUUAUAGAAAAAGAUCAUUAAAAGUUUAGAGACAACAUAAACUAUAUUUUAGAGGAAUGCUAAAAGAUUCAAAAUGAAAGCAAAUAAAUAAAAAGUAAAAUAAAUGAGAAGAUGAAAGAAUCUUAAAUAUACAACUAAAUUUAAUUAAAAAUAUUAAGAAUGAAAUAGUAAAAGUAGCUACUAACAGAUUUUAAUUAGAAAUCACAAGAAUAGAGAGACUAAAUUGAUUAAAGAAGAAAAGAAAUAAAUUUAUAUUAAUUUGUAAAAGGAGAUAAUAUUUUAAAGCAGAAUAGUUGA